GACGUCACCGAGUUUCGACGUCACCCAGGGCGGCCUUCCCUGGGGAUUUAUUCGGGCCAAUAAUAUUUUAUUGAGCGCCUAUUGUGAAUCAGGCACCGUGUACUAAGCGUUGGAGAGACAGCUCUCGAGACCUGGAGAUGUGAAGGGCUGCAGGGAUUAUGCUCUUCCACAGUCUCUCCGAGUGCAGCUACUUUGGUUGUAGGGCCAUAUUUCUCCUGCUUCUAAACCCUUCCCCGACCAUAUAAGGAGAGGCAGCUGAUAGGGGCGUCCCCAGGAUCUAAAGAUAGCGGCCCCAGCCUCGGACUCCAAACGCCACCGGGCAGCGGGAGCCGCCAUGGCACGGCAGCAUGCCCGGACCCUGUGGUACGACAGGCCCAAGUAUGUGUUCAUGGAGUUUUGUGUUGAGGACAGCACGGACGUCCACGUGCUCAUAGAAGACCACCGCAUUGUGUUCAGCUGCAAGAAUGCGGAUGGAGUGGAGUUGUACAAUGAGAUUGAGUUCUACGCCAAGGUGAACUCCAAGGAUUCUCAGGAUAAGCGCUCUGGCCGCUCUAUUACUUGCUUUGUGAGGAAAUGGAAGGAAAAGGUAGCCUGGCCCCGGCUCACCAAGGAGGAUAUCAAGCCAGUGUGGUUGUCUGUGGACUUUGAUAACUGGAGAGACUGGGAAGGGGAUGAAGAGGUGGAGCUGGCUCAGGUGGAACAUUAUGCAGAGCUUUUGAAGAAGGUCAGCACCAAGAGACCUCCCCCUGCCAUGGAUGACCUGGAUGAUGAUUCUGACAGUGCAGAUGCAACAAGUAAUUAACUUAUGGGACAGGAGAGCUGGGGAGGAAACUGACUAUCUUCCAGUCAUUCUGACAAGCUAGGGCCUGGGCCUUCGUCUACUCUUUGGCUGUGCACCAGAGCCCUCUGGGAUGUCUGAACUUUCCUAGAAGCUCUUAAUGAGAGCUUUAUGCUUUAGUUCAUGCUUUAUUUCUCGUUCAUGCUUUAUUUCUCCUUCCUAGGCACUUGACUGUGGCUGCCGCAUCAGAUGGCAGGAUAGGAGAGGGGUAGACUGGGGCAGUAGGGCUUCUGACUUCGUACCAAUUGGCUGUAAUCUCCAUGUUGGGCCACUCAUAAGGGCUCCCUUGAGUAUUUCAGCAUGUGUGUGUAUGUGGGAGAGCAAAAGCCCAAGAAGCAGCGUAUAGAUUCUAAUAAAUUUCUAGGAACUGGUCUGUCUCUUUCUUUCUUGUACUUCUUCCUCCUGGAGGUAAUCUCUUCUUCCUCUAUAGUUGCUCUUAAGGGGCGGAGUGGGUAUCAGAGAUCCUGGCCCUCAUUGUUGGGACUGGAAGACGAUGUUGGGAGCAGGCUUAUAACCAAGGUGGGGGCCUUUCCAUGCACAGCUCUAUGCUCUGAUUUCUCAGAGCAGAAACCAACCUUGCACUAUAUGGCUAAUACUGCUAACCCUAGAAACCCACCUCAGCUUCCUGUACACUCCAGAAAUCUCUUUAUACUUUUAAAGCUAAUUUGUUACAUUAA
This is a messenger RNA of Rhinolophus ferrumequinum (greater horseshoe bat), 1515 nucleotides long. RefSeq names its product prostaglandin E synthase 3 like (gene PTGES3L). Gene Ontology annotation, molecular function: Hsp90 protein binding; protein-folding chaperone binding. NCBI's taxonomy places the organism in Eukaryota, Metazoa, Chordata, Mammalia, Chiroptera, Rhinolophidae. Gene Ontology annotation, cellular component: cytosol; nucleus. The transcript has 8 exons. Gene Ontology annotation, biological process: protein folding; chaperone-mediated protein complex assembly. The record is from RefSeq and is a predicted model, not a curated record. Bases 335 to 802 code for a protein of 155 amino acids.